This is a messenger RNA of Wyeomyia smithii (pitcher-plant mosquito), 2496 nucleotides long. RefSeq lists its product as uncharacterized. The record is from RefSeq and is a predicted model, not a curated record. The transcript has a single exon. Gene Ontology annotation, molecular function: nucleic acid binding. NCBI's taxonomy places the organism in Eukaryota, Metazoa, Arthropoda, Insecta, Diptera, Culicidae. The coding region runs from base 1 to 2496 and encodes 831 amino acids.
AUGGCAGAGAAGCGAUUUCUUGCUCUAGAGAAGCGUUUAGAAAAAACUCCGGCAGUGAAGGCUCAGUAUACUUCAUUCCUAAUGGAAUACGAAAAGCUGGGUCAUAUGUCAUUGGCUAAAUCAGCACCGCCCGAAAAUCCCAAACUUGAAUACUUUCUGCCCCAUCACUACGUUUUGAAACCAACCAGCACAACCACUCAACUCCGCGUUGUGUACGACGGUUCAGCAGCAACCGAUACGGGAAUUAGCAUCAAUCAGACCCAGAUGACAGGUCCAACGAUACAGAAUGAUCUCAUAUCGAUUUUGCUCAACUUCUCUUCGCACAAAUUCGCGUUCACUGCCGAUGUCCCCAAAUUCUAUCGGCAAGUGAAAAUGCACAAAGACGACGUUAGAUAUCAGAAAAUAUUCUGGCGAGAAAAUCGAAGUAUGCCACUUCGCGAGUAUGAAUUACAAACAGUCACAUAUGGCAUAACAUCAUCACCGUUUUUGGCAACGAUGGCGCUCUGUCAGCUUGCCGAAGACGAGGAGCAAACAUUUCCACUCGCAGCCAAGGCGGUCAGGAAAUCAUUCUAUAUUGAUGACGUACUCACAGGUGCUAAUACGUUAACCGAGGCCACGGAACUCAAAGAUCAAAUCAUUGCAUUACUAGAACGAGGAGGCUCCGAAGUGCAUAAAUUCUGUCCAAACUCGGACAGUCUACUGGCUACCAUUCCUGAAAGGCAACGAGAAGGCUGUGUGGACAUAACUGAUCCCACAGUCAAUGCGAUAAUGAAGACUUUGGGAAUUUCCUGGAACCCAAAAGAAGAUAUUUUUACAUUCAUUGUCCCGGUCUAUCCCAAAUCAGACACUGUACCCACCAAGCGAAUGAUUCUCAGCCAAAUUGCCAAAAUAUUCGACCCAUUGGGAUUUGUGGGACCCAUACUCACUGCAGCAAAAUUGAUUAUGCGAGAGCUUUGGGCUCUAAACUUGGAGUUGGAUCAACCAGUUCCACCUGAACUUGGAAGGUUAUGGAUAGGUUACCGUGACCAACUACAACACUUGAACAAAAUGAAAAUUGCGAGGUGGAUUCAUGCCGACGAUGCAUCGAAUUACGAACUCUACGGCUUCGCGGAUGCAUCAGACUUGGCAUAUGGUGCCAGUUUGUACACUCGAACGAUACAGAGAGAUGGGACAGUAGUCAUGAAAUUAGUGUGUAGCAAAUCACGGAUCCUUCCGAGAAAAAGGAACAAUCGGAAGGAAAUUAUCACUCCCAAGGCAGAAUUAUUAGCAGCUCUGUUACUAUCGCAACUCACUGUAAAGGUGUUGGCAGCUGUGGAUACCGUUUUCAGUUCGGUCAUGUUGUGGUCGGACUCGCAGAUUGUGCUAUGUUGGCUGCAAAAAACUCCGGAAUCAUUAACUGUGUUUGUUGGAAAUCGAGUCGGGCAGAUCCAGAAAUUGACGGAUAAUUUUUGUUGGCAAUACAUACCUUCUGCAGAGAAUCCCGCAGAUAUGAUUUCACGCGGCAUGUCACCAUUGGAUCUUGUGAACAGCGAUUUCUGGUUGCAUGGGCCAUCUAGAUUUCAUAUCGUGCAACCAUAUUUCGAACAACUUGGACCGAUUUCACAAGAUGAAUUACCAGAAUUACGAAACACAACUCUUGUGACUACACCAGGACAGCCUAGACUGUCAAUAUUUGACAGAAUCAGCCGGUUUACCAUUAUCCAGCAAUCAAUGGCAUAUGUGGUUCGGUUUUUUGAUUACAUUGAAAGUGGCCGGAAGCACUUGACAAAGGGAUUACCCACUGUGUCGGAGAUAAAUCGAGCUGGAAUUCUUAUUGUCCGAUUGGUUCAAGGAGAAGCCUUCCCAAAUGAGAUACAACUGUUGAAAGAUGAAAGAGAAUGCAAAUCAACGUUCCAAAAUUUAAAUCCAUUCAUCGACGCUAAUGAUGGAAUAUUACGCGUCGGAGGACGAUUGAAGAACGCGGCUGUUCCAUACGAGCAUCGACAUCCAGCAUUACUACCCGAAAAACACCCAUUUACUUUGGUGUUGAUACGACACUUACAUCGUAGCAAUAUGCACCUCGGUCAACGAAACCUGCUCGGAGUCGUCCGACAGCAGUAUUGGCCAUUGAAGGCGAAGAACGUCAUCCGCAAGGUGGUUCAUCUAUGCAUACAAUGCUUCCGAAUGAGACCGAAGAAAGGGACACAACUUAUGGGAGAGCUUCCAGACUACCGUGUCCAGCCUUCUCCAGUUUUUUCACAUACUGGAUUGGACUUUGCAGGACCUUUCAACCUUCGAGCAAGCGUACUUCCAAGAAACACGUCGACCACCAAGGGAUACGUUUGCGUAUUUGUGUGCAUGGCGACGCGAGCCAUACACCUUGAGGCGGUUUCGGACCUAACUACGGAUUCCUUUAUGGCUGCACUCCAACGAUUUAUUAGUCGUCGCGGACUUGUACAUAUGGGAGGUUGUAUUCAGAUAAUGCGACCAAUUUCGAAGGUGCAAACAACCAGAUGA